AUGUUGAAGAUUUUGAGUGCUCAUUAUUAUUCUUCGGAGCAAAAGAGAAUGAACUCUACUUCUUCCUCCGAGCCUUUGCGCCCCAAGGGUGUCCAGCCCGGUGAAUUUCGUCAAGAAUCGGACACCUUUGGCCCUGUCCAAGUGCCUGCCGAGAAAUACUGGGGUGCCCAAACUCAACGUUCCCUUCAAAACUUCCGCAUUGGAGGCCCCGGCGAGCGUCUUCCCCUCCCUUUGAUCCAGGCCUUUGGUAUCUUGAAGUUUGCUGCCGCUUCCGUCAAUAAGACUUUUGGCUUGGAUCCCAAGCUUGCUGGUGCUAUUGAACAUGCUGCUCAAGAAGUUAUUGACGGCCGCUUGGACGACAAUUUCCCCUUGGUAGUUUACCAAACUGGCUCAGGUACCCAAUCCAACAUGAACAGCAAUGAGGUUAUCGCCAACCGUGCUAUUGAUUUGCUUGGCGGCACCUUGGGCUCCAAAAAGCCUGUCCAUCCUAACGAUCAUGUCAAUAUGUCUCAAUCCUCUAAUGAUACUUUCCCCACUGUUAUGCAUAUCGCUUCUGUUUUGCAAAUUCGCAGACAUCUCCUUCCUGCAAUGGAGCUUCUUCGUGAUGCUUUAAAGAUCAAACAAGACGAAUUUCAGGAUAUUAUCAAAAUCGGUCGCACUCACAUGCAAGAUGCUACUCCUCUCUCAUUAGGUCAGGAAUUUUCUGGUUAUGUUACUCAAAUGGAAUACGGUAUUGCUCGCGUCCAUAAUGCCCUUCCUCGUCUCUCACUUCUUGCUCAAGGCGGUACUGCUGUAGGUACUGGUCUUAACACUUUCAAAGGAUUCGACGUUAAGAUUGCGGAGAAAAUCUCCGAGAUUACUGGAAUUGAAUUCAAGACUGCUCCCAACAAGUUUGAGGCUUUGGCUGCUCACGAUGCACUUGUAGAAAUGAGCGGUGCUUUGAACACAGUUGCUUGCUCUCUCAUGAAGAUCGCCAACGACAUCCGUCAACUUGGUUCUGGUCCCCGUUGUGGUUUGGGCGAAUUGGUUCUUCCUGCAAACGAACCUGGUAGCUCUAUCAUGCCCGGUAAAGUAAAUCCCACUCAAUGUGAAGCUUUGACGAUGGUCUGUGCUCAAGUUAUGGGUAACCAUACCACCAUUACUUUCUCUGGAGCUUCUGGUCACUGUGAAUUGAACGUCUUUAAACCCGUUAUGGCUAAGAAUCUUUUAAGCAGUAUUCGCUUGCUCGGUGAUGCUUGCGAGUCAUUUACUGAUCACUGCGUUAAGGGCAUUGAGGCCAGCCGUGAAGGUAUUGCUCGUCAUUUGAAUGAUUCCUUGAUGCUUGUCACUGCUCUUAAUCCCCACAUUGGUUAUGAUAACUGUGCCAAGAUUGCUAAGACUGCUCACAAGAACCAAACUACUCUUAAGAAAGAGUUUGUUGAUUUAGGUUAUGGCUCUGCCGAACAAUUUGAAGAAUGGGUUCGUCCCGAGUUAAUGAUUUCCCCUAAAAAGUAA
Messenger RNA from Schizosaccharomyces cryophilus OY26, 1494 nucleotides. RefSeq names its product fumarate hydratase. Bases 1 to 1494 code for a protein of 497 amino acids. The record is from RefSeq and is a predicted model, not a curated record. Gene Ontology annotation, molecular function: fumarate hydratase activity. The transcript is spliced from 2 exons. NCBI's taxonomy places the organism in Eukaryota, Fungi, Ascomycota, Schizosaccharomycetes, Schizosaccharomycetales, Schizosaccharomycetaceae. Gene Ontology annotation, biological process: fumarate metabolic process; tricarboxylic acid cycle; malate metabolic process. Gene Ontology annotation, cellular component: tricarboxylic acid cycle heteromeric enzyme complex; mitochondrion.